This is a messenger RNA of Hevea brasiliensis (rubber tree), 906 nucleotides long. RefSeq names its product 17.3 kDa class I heat shock protein. The coding region runs from base 212 to 706 and encodes 164 amino acids. The record is from RefSeq and is a predicted model, not a curated record. Gene Ontology annotation, biological process: protein folding; response to heat; protein complex oligomerization. NCBI's taxonomy places the organism in Eukaryota, Viridiplantae, Streptophyta, Magnoliopsida, Malpighiales, Euphorbiaceae. The transcript has a single exon.
ACAGCCAAAGACCUACAACCAUUUGUUUAUCUACAACUACCAUCCAAAUCCAAGGGAGGAUGAUAGGAUGUUUCUAGAACCACGUAACCCAGAACUCUCUCGAACCAUCAACACCUAUCCAUAACCCAUAUAUUCAACUCCAACAACGCUACCGUUCAAUUAUCAAGGCAGACUGCGAAUACACCAUCACAGCUACACAAUCACCGUCAACAUGUCGAUCAAUCCCUUCUUCGGUGGCCGUCGAUCUAACAUUUUCGACCCAUUCUCCCUCGAUAUCUGGGACCCAUUUGACGGAUUCCCUUUCCGCUCUCUCACAGCCACCGACCGCCCCAACUUCCCUCUCUCCUUUCCGGCGGAAACGUCGUCGUUUGCAAGCGCACGAAUCGACUGGAAGGAGACCCCAGCAGCCCACAUUUUUAAGGCCGACGUUCCUGGACUGAGGAAAGAGGAACUGAAGGUGGAGGUUGAAGACGGAAGGGUUUUACAGAUUAGUGGGGAGAGAAGCAGAGAGCAGGAAGAAUCUGGGGACGCGUGGCACAGAAUUGAGAGGAGCAGUGGGAAGUUCUCGCGGAGAUUCAGGUUGCCGGAGAAUGCUAAAGUCCUGGAUGUGAAAGCCAGCAUGGAAAAUGGAGUGCUCACUGUGACUGUGCCUAAAGAGGAAGAGAAGAAGAAGGCUGAUGUGAGGUCUAUUCAGAUUUCUGGUUGAAGAAUUUCUCAUUGGCUUAGAUCACUGGGUAUGCCUCUGUUCCUUUGUUAAUGUGGUAAAAAAAGGGGUUUUUUACAUGUGGGUUUGCUGUGAAAACUGUGGAAGUCGGCUUCUGUUUUUUUUUUUUAUUUUUUUAUUUUGUUUUGUUGAUGUAGCUGUUCUUGUUGAGUACUGAAUACAUGCAUCAUUUCUAUGUUCUA